Messenger RNA from Exophiala oligosperma, 1104 nucleotides. RefSeq lists its product as uncharacterized. Lineage: Eukaryota; Fungi; Ascomycota; Eurotiomycetes; Chaetothyriales; Herpotrichiellaceae. The record is from RefSeq and is a predicted model, not a curated record. Bases 107 to 1042 code for a protein of 311 amino acids. The transcript has 2 exons.
AUCAGUUUCCGUCCACAUAUAACACGGAUCAGUUCGUUAGGACAACAAGGACUUUGUCAAGGAAACAACUACUGUAUUACACGUCACACAUCACACACCAUAGAAAAUGGGUCUGUCCAUGUUCGGGCCUCCUGAGCCAAUUGACCCUACAUACCAACCGACCACAUCAAUCACCAAAAUCCCGGCAAAUGCACCAAUUGAAGAGAUCCUCGAAGUCAUUGAACGAGAUGGAGGGGUAAUCCUGACAGGAUUCACUUCCGCCGAAGAGCUCUCGGCCAUUGAUCGGGAUGUGGAGGCUCAUCGAAAACAAACACGCUCCGAGAAGGGAGCCUUGCCCAAUCUUCCCAGAGAGACUUUAUCCGUGGCUGGCCUCGUGGGAAAGUCUCCCACGGUCGCUCGAAUGUGUGAAUAUCCGGUGUUGGAGAAAUUACGCACUCACAUUUUACAAGAAAACUUUGACGUGAUACGCGAGGAUCACGUCGAACACAACACCAUCGACCCUCUCCUGAGUAUCAGCAUGACUUUUCAUAUCGGACCGGGCGCACCUCGCCAGAGACUUCACAGAGACGACAACACGCACGGAACACGGCAUGGUGGAGGAGCACACUUUGACCUGAAACAGGCCGGGCAAUUCGCAUGCUUGGUGGCGGGUUCCCAGACAACCCGAGAGAAUGGUGCCACAAUGUUCAUCCCAGGAUCUCACAAGUGGGACGAUACACGAGUACCUCGUCUAGAUGAGAUCUGUUUUGCCGAAAUGGAACCAGGCUCGGCUCUGAUUUUCCUAGCCUCCUGUUACCACGGCGGCGGUCACAAUGCGACCACCGAUGAGGUUCGAAGAGUCCAUGGAUUGUUCUUUGUACGUGGGAACAUGCGUACAGAAGAGAAUCAGUUUCUGGCAGUUCCGAGGAGUAAGGUGCUUAAUAUGAGCGAAAAGAUGCUCUCGUUGCUCGGAUAUUCGAAGCCUUCCUCAGCGCUAGGGAUAGUAGAGAACGAGGAUCCAGUAUCAAAUCUGAGAACUUUUCUCGAGAUGGCCAACCAGUAAUUGAUGACUGCAUUAUAUAUGAGCCAUGACUCUGGCCAAGUGAAAAUAUAAUAGAAAUUUGC